Messenger RNA from Saccostrea cuccullata (small rock oyster), 1133 nucleotides. Its product is annotated as ankycorbin-like. Gene Ontology annotation, molecular function: protein binding. The record is from RefSeq and is a predicted model, not a curated record. Lineage: Eukaryota; Metazoa; Mollusca; Bivalvia; Ostreida; Ostreidae. The transcript is spliced from 5 exons. Bases 88 to 954 code for a protein of 288 amino acids.
UAACGAGUGUUUGUUCGUAGUGAAUUAUUUUGUGUUUAUUACUGGAUUGUUUCUUAAUUCAUUCAUUUUGAUCGCACUGAAAGAAAAAUGAAGCGAACCAAAAGUUCUUCCCCAAGAAACAGCUUUACGCUGAGACAUUCGAGCUCCACCUGGAGUAUUAUAUCGUCAAAACGUGAAAGAAAAGGGUCUCCACCAUUAACACGACAAAUAUCCUCAUCAGAUAAUGUUCUGGCAGACAUCAACAAACUCGAUUCCAAAGGAAGAAGCCUGCUCUUCCUUGCCGCAAGAUGUGAUCAGCCGGAAGUGGCCGUCCAGCUUUUGGCGGCAGGAUGUGAUGCCAACCUUGCUGACAGCGAGGGCAAUACGCCACUGCACGAGGCUGCAGAAGCGGGACACUUAGAAGUACUCCGAAUUUUACUCAAGAAUGGAAAAUGUGACGUAAACGCUAAGAACGUUUUUGGUCAGACUCCACUCAUGCGAGCAGUGUUCAACGAAAAUCUAGAGGUCGUCAAGCUGCUCGUAAAAGCAGGGUCAGACCUGCACGUCCUGGAUCACCUAGGAAAGUCCUCGCUGAUGAUUGGAGUACAGGAGGGGGCAGAAAAAUCAUGCCUCUAUCUCAUCAAAGCCGGCAGUGACGUCAAUCUUGCUGACCACGAAGGCCAUUCAGUUCUAUUUUACGCCGUCCAUUCGUCAUACCUUCACACACUGGAUGUGGCAAGAAAGCUAAUGAAAGCUGGCUGUGAUAUCAUGAAAAACGCUUCUUGGUUAUUGGAAAGUAAAAACGACGAGAACUGUCUCCUACUACAGGAUCCCAAAUUCCACUCCCUGCUGGUAUCUAAAGUGGAACCCAAAGAAAGGCAAAAGAAACAUGACUUAAUUUCCUCUUUAAAAAUUACAUUCCAAGGACGUUCACAUAGAGACCAGAGUAGGGAUAUUCGUAGUGCAACAUUGUAAAAUUUAUUGUGGGCUAUGAUUUUGCACUCAGUGAGACAUAGUCAUUGUCGAUUCUUUCGAACAAAACAUGCAUAUUUUGAUUUCGAUUUGCAUGGAUAUGUUCAAAGAGCUGCUUGUACUUUGAUGAAUUUGUGUAUACUUAAUGCAAUGAUUUGUUGUAAUAAAAUAUUUAAAAACUU